Messenger RNA from Fusarium tjaetaba, 420 nucleotides. RefSeq lists its product as uncharacterized. NCBI's taxonomy places the organism in Eukaryota, Fungi, Ascomycota, Sordariomycetes, Hypocreales, Nectriaceae. The transcript has 2 exons. The record is from RefSeq and is a predicted model, not a curated record. The coding region runs from base 1 to 420 and encodes 139 amino acids.
AUGGCUUUCCAAGACGAGAAUCUUCGCCGACUCGGUCGAGCAGGACGACGCGCUGCCGUAGCUAGUGCUCAAAACACGAUUGCUACGUAUGAAGGAUACGCAUCCAGAAACCCUGCUGAGACAGCUCACGACCACAUUCAGCUGAGACGCAAUCUUUAUACCGACAAGACUUCCACCGACAAAGCUUCGCAGGAGAAGGACAAUGUCCGAAAGAUCGCGCGUCUGAUGGAGCGAGUUGAGGCAUUGGAAGCUGAGAAUCAGGCUUUCAAGAAAAAGAACACCGAGUUUGAGGAUGAAAAUCGGGCUUUGAAGAGAAAGAACGCCGAGUUAGAGGACAGGAAUUGGUCUCUGAGGAGUGAUAACGCUGACAUUGACGACAAGACUUGGUUUCUCAAGAGAAAGGACACUGAGCGCAGAUGA